AUUGUGUGGUCUCAUUCAGCUGUUCGCAACUGCAAGCUCCAAGAUUGUAUAUAAGGGAAAUCACAGGACUCAGCCGAAGUAAUAUAUCGGGUAUAUCGGGAAGAUUAAGAACUGUUGGUUGUUUGGUGUGCGACAAUAUAUUCCACAUUCGCUCAAAAUGGAGAUGAGUCAACAUUUACUUCUCAAAGUGACACUGCUUUUCUACUGUGGUUUAGUGACUGUGUCAUCAUUGUCAUGGGGACCAGCUAUUAUCACAGCCAAUGGGAAACGCUCAUUCAUCCCACCGACCGACAUCUAUUCUUUGGAGAAACAACUAGAGGCAUGGCGAUGUUGUCCCGAGGGUCUCAAAACAUCAUGGGAUAUGUUUCAAGGAGAACGAAAUGAAUAUUCAUACUGCAAACAGGCGACAAAAUGUUGCAGCCAUCUAAUGGAGGUGUCUACCCAGCAUGUCGAUGGAACAGGCUUCAGUUUAUGUGUAAAAGAUACGGCAUAUCAGAAAACUAUGAACACUUUAAGAGUUUUGACCAAACUGAUGAACAAGAAACAGAAUUAAUGACUAACAAUCUGAGGCUUAACAACCCGAGGAUCAAUAAUGUGAGGCUAAACAAUGUGAGGCUAAACAACUUGAGGCUACGCAAUCUGAGGCUAAAUAUUUAAACAAACUGAGGCUCUUCCAAGCACCAAUCUAUCAGUGCAAGCAUGAAUAAUUGAGCUGAAAUAGACUAUUUAAGUUAAUUUAACAUCAAAAAGAAAAACUAAACAGUGAAUGGCCUGGGUUAUUUUCCUCAUAUUAGAGAAAUGAGAGAUGUUGCAGUACAGUGCAGUACAAUUAAGUACA
Messenger RNA from Owenia fusiformis, 838 nucleotides. The record is from the annotation of a GenBank genome assembly. Lineage: Eukaryota; Metazoa; Annelida; Polychaeta; Sabellida; Oweniidae.